This is a messenger RNA of Penicillium alfredii, 2847 nucleotides long. RefSeq names its product chaperonin-containing T-complex subunit CCT8. Gene Ontology annotation, molecular function: metalloendopeptidase activity; ATP binding; ATP-dependent protein folding chaperone. NCBI's taxonomy places the organism in Eukaryota, Fungi, Ascomycota, Eurotiomycetes, Eurotiales, Aspergillaceae. Gene Ontology annotation, biological process: protein folding; proteolysis. The transcript is spliced from 11 exons. Gene Ontology annotation, cellular component: chaperonin-containing T-complex. Bases 1 to 2847 code for a protein of 948 amino acids. The record is from RefSeq and is a predicted model, not a curated record.
AUGCUGAGCCAGCCGAAUAUGCAAAUUUUCCACAGUGUGCGCUCCCCUCUGUGGCGAUUGAAGCAGGCGCAUCCUGCUUGUCUCCAUACUCCGAUAGACCCUCGACUAUCGCUCGCACCCCAAACGCCAGCCUCUCGACCGUUUUCGCGAUGGGCCACCGGCUUGUCUUCCAUAAAAGAGCCUCUACGACUUCGGCCACACAAAUGUGCUUAUCGAGGCCCUCCCGCGUCCACCUUCACCAAAAACCUCCCAGCGAGCCGCCGGCCAUUCUCCUCUGGCCAACGCUUCCACUACUACCGAAAUCAGUAUAACCGUUUCGCGGGCACAGGAGUCACAACAUUGCUCUUCCGGUUCUUGCGAAAUGCAAAACCGGAGCACUAUCUAGUGGUUGGGGUUAUCGCUUCGGGUCUUUAUCUAUACAACACGGAUGAAGUCGAGAUGACCGGCCGGCGACGGUUCAACUGCAUCUCCCACAGACGGGAGCUUAUGAUGGGCGCUGAAAUCUACCAAGAGAUACUUGAUGAGAAUCGCGGCCGACUACUCCCAGACGACCAUCCAUUGACAGAGGCGAUUGAUGGAGUACUGCAGCGGUUGAUUCCACAAGCACGCAUCGAGGGCGCCGAGUGGAAAGUCCAUGUUAUCAACGACGACAACACUGCCAAUGCUUUUGUGCUUCCUGGUGGUCAAGUCUUUGUGUAUACCGGUAUCAUGCCCAUGUGCAGAGAUAUGCACGGAGUAGCCGCCGUCCUGGGACAUGAGAUUGCACAUGUCAUCGCCCACCAUUACGGCGAGCGUAUGAGCCACCGCUUUUUGAGUCUCGCAGCGAUAUAUCUCAUCUCGUUCCUGUUUGAUAUUUCGGGGGAAUUCCCCUCGUUGUUUAUGGACAUACUAUACAAAUUGCCGAAUUCGCGAAUCCAAGAGGCCGAAGCAGAUAGCAUGGGACUGACGAUGAUGUCCAAGGCAUGCUACAACCCCGAGGCCGCCGCAGAUUUCUGGGCCCGGAUGCAAGAACGAGAAAAACAAGCCCCGCCUCAAUUUAUGUCCACCCACCCAGCGACGUACAACCGUCUUGAGGCCAUUCGAGGCUGGAUGCUCAAGGCCAUGGCAAUCUACCAAGACAGUGGGUGUGAAGCCUUGGGCUUUAUAAGGCCCUCGCAAGCGGGUCUCUUCAAGCCUGGGUACCAGAGCCACGACGCCGAAGAUGGAGCCGUCAUCCGCAACAUCGAGGCCUGCCAGGCCAUCUCGCAGACCGUGCAGACCUCGCUGGGCCCGUACGGCCGCAACAAGAUCGUCAUCAACCACCUGCAGAAGAUGAUUCUAACCUCGGAUGCCGCCACUAUCCUGCGCGAGCUCGAUGUCGUGCAUCCCGCGGCGAAGCUGCUCGUUAUGGCGAGCCAGCAGCAGGAUGCGGAGAUGGGGGACGGUACUAACCUGGUUAUUGUGCUGGCGGGCGAGCUGCUUAAGAAGGCGGAGGAGUUGAUUCGCUUGGGGUUGAAGACGAGUGAUAUUGUGCAGGGAUAUGAAAAGGCUUCGAACUUUGCUUUGAAGGUUCUAGAGGAACUCGAAGUCGACCGGCUCCAGGAGAUGCGGUCGCAGACGGAGCUCAGCAAGGCUCUGCGGACGGUCGUGGCGAGCAAGCAGUCUGGUACGGAGGAUAUCCUGGCGAAUCUGGUUGCGGAGGCAGUGCUCGCGGUGCUGCCGAAGAACCCCCUCAACUUCAACGUCGACAAUGUGCGGGUCGUCAAGAUCAUGGGUGGCAGCCUGGAGCAGUCUCGGGUGAUCAAGGGUAUGGUGUUCGGCCGGGAGCCGGAUGGAAUUGUCAAGCAGGCCCGCAAGGCCAAGGUGGGCGUAUUCAGCUGCCCCAUCGACGUCAGCCAGACCGAGACCAAGGGCACGGUACUCUUGAAAAACGCACAGGAGAUGGUCGACUACACCAAGGGCGAGGAGGAGCGUCUGGAAACUGCGAUCAAGGAGCUCUACGACUCCGGACUCCGUGUGGUCGUGGCAGGUUCCACUGUCGGCGAACUGGCCAUGCAUUACCUCAACCGGUUUAACAUCUUGGUGGUCAAGAUUCUUUCCAAGUUCGAGCUUCGUCGUCUGUGCCGCGUGGUCGGUGCGACGCCGCUGGCCCGCCUGGGCGCUCCCAUGCCGGACGAGAUGGGCGCCGUGGAUGUGGUUGAGACGACCGAGAUUGGUGGAGAUCGUGUCACCGUUUUCCGACAGGAGGAUGCCAACGCUGUGACUCGCACGGCGACCAUCGUGCUGCGCGGUGCUACGCAGAACCACCUGGAAGAUGUCGAGCGCGCCAUUGACGACGGCGUGAACGUGGUCAAGGCCAUCACCAAGGACCCGCGCUUGGUGCCCGGCGCCGGUGCCACCGAGAUCCAGCUCGUCGAGCGCAUUUCCAACUUCGCCGACAAGACCCCGGGCCUGCCGCAACAUGCCAUCCGAAAGUACGCCGAGGCUUUCGAAGUCAUCCCGCGCACGCUGGCCGAGUCUGCUGGUCUGGAUGCCACCGAGGUGCUCUCCCGCCUGUACACCGCGCACCACCGCACCACCACGGCCAACGGCCAGUCCGAAUCCUCCGGAGAGGAAGAGGAGGGUAGCUCGUCUGACGAGGAGGAGCCCUACUGGACUACGGGUGUUGAUCUUGAGGUCGGCUCCUCGGCCGGUACGCUGGAUGCCGUCGAGGAGGGCAUUUUGGACUUGAUGGCGUCCAAGAGCUGGGCCAUCCGGCUGGCCAGCGAGGCUGCUCGGACGGUACUUGGCGUCGACCAGAUCAUCGUCGCUCGCCAGGCUGGUGGGCCGAAACCGCCGGGACCGAACCCCAACUGGGAUGAGGAUUAA